This is a messenger RNA of Erinaceus europaeus (western European hedgehog), 940 nucleotides long. RefSeq names its product nudix hydrolase 5 (gene NUDT5). Gene Ontology annotation, biological process: nucleoside phosphate metabolic process; ribose phosphate metabolic process. The record is from RefSeq and is a predicted model, not a curated record. Gene Ontology annotation, molecular function: ADP-ribose diphosphatase activity. The transcript has 9 exons. Bases 171 to 818 code for a protein of 215 amino acids. NCBI's taxonomy places the organism in Eukaryota, Metazoa, Chordata, Mammalia, Eulipotyphla, Erinaceidae. Gene Ontology annotation, cellular component: nucleus.
GCCAGCGCGUGGAGCUGCUGUGCGUCCCGCAGUAGCAUCGGCAUCUCCAGAGACUGCUGCCUCGGCUCGUGCUCAUUCCUUACGUCCCCCCCGCGUCCCAAAGGAGUCACUGCCCUGCACCCCCACGGCCCAGAGCAGUAGAAACCACCCACCUGAGGACUAGUUUGAAAAUGGAAAACCAAGAACCAAAGAAUUGUCAGAAUUCCAAACAAUCUAUUAUUUCUGAGGAGUUAAUUUCAGAAGGAAAAUGGGUGAAGUUUGAAAAGACAAGUUACAAAGAUCCUGCUGGCAAAAUUAGAACUUGGGAAACUGUGAAACGAACAACCAGGAAAGGACAGUCGGCUGAUGGUGUGUCAAUCAUUCCACUGCUGCAAAGAACUCUUCACUAUGAGUGUAUCGUUCUGGUGAAACAAUUCCGACCACCUAUGGGAGGCUACUGCCUAGAAUUCCCUGCAGGUCUCAUUGAUGAUAAUGAAAGUCCAGAAGAAGCCGCUCUCCGGGAGCUGGAGGAAGAGACAGGCUACAAAGGUGACGUUGCCGAGUGCUCUCAAGCUGUGUGUAUGGAUCCAGGUCUGUCAAACUGCACCACACACAUUGUGACCGUGACCAUCAAUGGAGACGAUGCUGAGAAUGCAAGACCUAAGCCAAAGCCAGAAUUUGUGGAAGUAAUUUCCUUACCAAAGAAUGACCUGCUGCACAGACUUAAUGCACUGGUGGCUGAAGAACACUUGACGGUGGAUGCCAGAGUUUAUUCCUAUGCCUUGGCACUGCAGCAUGCCAAUGCGAAGCCAGUAGAAGUGCCUUUCCUAAAGUUCUGAGGCCAAAGGACAGUGUUUCUGCACAUGAGACCACCACUCUGCCUCCACUAAAACUUUGUAUUCAUCUUGGUUUAAUGUAGAAUUUAAUAACUUUUUUCAUAAAAUAAAGGGAGCAGAGUGCA